AUGGACGACGAUCCAAAAGCUGCCUUGGGCCAAGGCCUCAAGUCCGACAAUAUCUCAACCGAUAGCGAGAUCAUUCUAACACCUGAACCUGCUUCUCCCGACAAUGCGCCUGCCGAUUCUACCUUGCUUGAUACUCCCGUUCUGGGUGCUACUACUCCCAGGGGUUCGAUGCAUUCGAGACAUCCAUCCUUUUCUGGCAGCAGCUCCAACCAUGAAGAUUGGGAUGGCCCACCUCUAGAUCGCUUGUCGGUUCUUGAUCUUCUCGAGAACUUUGCCUUGCCACAGCAGCUUGAGAAGCUUCAAAAGGGCAUUACGGCCCAGACAAACAAGGUCCGCCGUUCCAGAGAAGCAAUCAAGACCAAGACACAGUCUGCUCGACAUCGCAUGGUUGAGGAAUGGAGACGCCGAGUCCCUGAAGCCGAUGAGCAGCUAGACAGGUACCGGAAGCAGAUGCAACACCGUGUGGACAAGCUCGGCAAGCGAUGGGGCGACACAAAAGUCAUCAGUGCCCGCGAAAAGGUGUCAUUCAUCUUUGGUGUCAUGAACAUCUUCCUCAGCGGAUACCUUAUCGGCGCUCACCCAGAGCAGUUCCACUGGUGGUACACGGUACAGCUUUUGUACUUUAUGCCUAUCCGAUUCUUCACUUAUCGCCAACGUGGCUACCACUACUUUGUAGCUGAUCUUUGCUAUUUCACCAACCUACUGCUAGCACUCUCGAUAUGGGUGUUCCCGGGUUCUAAGCGUCUAUUUACUGCUUCAUAUUGCCUGGCCUUUGGAAACAAUGCGGUCGCCAUCAUCAUGUGGCGCAACUCACUUGUUUUCCACAGCUUCGACAAAGUUACCUCCUUGUUCAUUCAUAUCAUGCCAUGCGCCACUCUACAUUGCAUUGUUCACCUGCUCUCUCCUGAAAAGCAAAAGGAACAAUUUCCUGCGAUCUGGACUAUCAAGAACUCGCCACCAGGAUCCCCAACAGCCUACGCCAAUGUCGUCUCUAUGCUUGCCUGGAGCACCCUGCCUUAUAUCUUCUGGCAACUCAUGUACUACUUUUUUAUCACUGUGCGCCGCAGAGAUAAGAUCGCAGCUGGUCGACCAACCUCAUUCACUUGGUUGAAGAAAUCGUAUGCCAACACAUGGCUCGGGAAGUUCGUGCUGCGACAGCCAGAGCGUUUGCAAGAGGCUACCUUUAUGCUGAUCCAGUAUUCCUACGCUCUCCUUACUAUGCUGCCUUGCCCACUAUGGUUUCUCAGCCGUUGGGCAUCAGCAACCUUUCUCAUGGUGGUCUUUACUUGGAGUAUUUACAAUGGUGCCACGUAUUACAUUGACGUGUUUGGCGUGCGCUUCCAGAAAGAGCUGGAGGCUAUGAAAGCCGAGGUGGCCCAGUGGCAGAACUCCCCAGAACAUCUGCCGCAGUCGCCUACUCUUGAAGCUCGACCCGAUGAAUCUUCGGCGAACCAGCUCACUCAACAAGGGGUAGCUCCAUCAGCAUCGACUGGUCAGAUUCCCUCUAUGAAUGAAGUCAAUCGCGAGAAGAACAUGAUGGGAGGCACAUCUUUGUCAAAAGAUGAUGCCAACCGGCCAAUGAGUGUGGACAAUAUCCCACUGCUGAACGAUAUGCAAUCUUCUUCCUCUACCGGAGUUGAUAGACGACCUGUGAACAACACAAGAGGCCGGCGGGUGGAUUAG
This is a messenger RNA of Fusarium pseudograminearum CS3096, 1683 nucleotides long. RefSeq lists its product as uncharacterized. NCBI's taxonomy places the organism in Eukaryota, Fungi, Ascomycota, Sordariomycetes, Hypocreales, Nectriaceae. The transcript has a single exon. Gene Ontology annotation, biological process: phosphatidylcholine biosynthetic process. Bases 1 to 1683 code for a protein of 560 amino acids. The record is from RefSeq and is a predicted model, not a curated record.